AUGGCGUCAGAACAGGAUACCCUAGGGCCGAUGAUGAACGCCGUCAACUGGACCUUGGUAGGGUUGGCGGGAACGUUCCUUAGUCUACGAAUGUACUGCAAGUUUAGUCGACAUCGAGGUUUAUGGUGGGACGAUCACAUCUUAAUAUUCUCCUUCAUAUGCCUUAUCAUAGCCGUUGGUUUCAUCACGAGCUCGAUAUCAUUGGGAUUCACGAGCCCGACGGGGCCUAAGUCACCAGAAGCUGCGACUCGGCUCCAGAUUCAUGGCGGCGUACAAAAUGUCUUCUUCGGAUUAGCGACAGUCUUGAGUAAAACGUCAUUCGGUGUUACGCUACUACGAGUUACGGAUGGUGUGCUGAAGAAGAUCGUCUUAUUCCUGACUGUUACGAUGAACAUAGCCGUAUUUCUUUACAUCAUCUUCACCUUCUUCAAAUGCGAGCCGGCUAUAUAUUCGUGGAUUAAAGGACCUGGUUGCUGGAGCACUGCGAAAUACAUUCAUUACGGUAUCUUCGCUGGAGCAUACUCUGCGUUUGUGGACUUUUCAUUCGCUACAAUUCCUUGGUUCCUGAUUAUGAACCUUCAAAUGAGGAGAAGAGAAAAGCUUGGCGUCGCGAUCGCUAUGAGCUGUGGUGUAAUUGCUGGUUUGACGGCUAUUAUGAGGUGUAUUUACUUACCCCUACUCACUCUAGGGACAUUUUCAACCCAAGGAACAACAUUGGUUAUUUGGUAUGUGGCCGAAUCAGCGACCACCAUCAUUGCGGCAUCGAUCCCAGUUCUACGUGCUUUGAUCAAGGAGAUUUCAUCAUCAGUCGACCGAUAUACUCGUAGCACUGGAAAGUCGGGUGUGAAGAGUCAGUCGAAAGCUACCCCGAGGGGCUUACACGCUAGCAACGUCGUAACAACAGUCGUCGGUUCUCGACGAGAUCCUAAUGAUCCCCAUGCCGAUGCGAGCAGCGAUAAGAGCAUUCUCGACGCGGGCCGAGCGCCCGCAAAAACCUCACCAGGACGAAUUGUACAGACACAGGAGGUUCGAUUGAGUUAUCAUGACCGAAGCGACAAUGAUAGUGAGCAGGGAUAUGAGAUGGACUACAUGGGAAGAAAAUCGGCUUGA
Molecule: messenger RNA, 1110 nt
Organism: Hypoxylon trugodes
Lineage: Eukaryota; Fungi; Ascomycota; Sordariomycetes; Xylariales; Hypoxylaceae
Exons: 5
Coding region: 1-1110 (369 amino acids)
Source: RefSeq, a predicted model, not a curated record